Molecule: messenger RNA, 1593 nt
Organism: Chaetomium globosum CBS 148.51
Lineage: Eukaryota; Fungi; Ascomycota; Sordariomycetes; Sordariales; Chaetomiaceae
Exons: 2
Coding region: 1-1593 (530 amino acids)
Biological process (GO): transsulfuration
Molecular function (GO): pyridoxal phosphate binding; cystathionine gamma-synthase activity
Source: RefSeq, a predicted model, not a curated record
AUGAAGACGGGAUACCCGCGUUUCUUCGUCCCGCGCGUGGUGCAUCAGCUGGCGAUGCGCCUUCUCGCCAGACAGCAGUCGGACACGGCCUUUGCGGACGACCUCGGAAUACACGGGGAGGGCGAAGAGAGAUUGGCGACCUUGCUAAACGCUGCCCGACAUGGCCGGGUGUGCCGCGAGACACUUCUAGAAUGGAGCAAAGCAAAGAAGACAGAGGCGAAUUCACCGUACAUUGGAGUUUACGCUGUGGCAUGGGGUGGCAAAGUAUCGCCAGUACAACAGGAGGCCACGCCCGACAAAUCCCGGACCACUUCUCAACCUGAAAUUGGCGAAGAAGAUAUCAUCCUCGUCACUUACCCGGCUGAGUUGGCCCCAGAAGUCAAGUCCUUCUGGCAGCACACUGGCUAUGGCAUCUCCAGCCGGCGAGCCACGUACUGGCUGGAGCAUGCGCCGUUCCUUGCCGACCCGGCGUCAUCGAAACCAUCCCUCUCAUCAGCCGAAAGAUCUCUCAGUGUUAUCCAGGCUGGCGCGGCAUUGAAGGACCAAAUCGCCGCCGGGCAAUCAUCACCCACCCACAACCUCCACGUCGCUCCCUCCGACGUCUUCCUCUUCUCGUCCGGCAUGACCGCCAUCACCGAGCUAGCCACCGCGAUCAAGUCCCUCCGGCCACCCACCCCUGGCUCCCCAUACCGCGUGGCAGUAUUCGGCUUCCUCUACGUCGACACCUUCAAAGUCCUCUCCCGCGUCCUCCGGUUUCACCCCCACAACUCUACCCACUACACGCCCACCUCCCUCACCGCCCUAACCACUCUGCUCACCCACACCCGCCUGGACGCGGUCUUCACCGAAUUCCCCGGCAACCCGCUCCUCCAGACCCCCGACCUGACCGCCCUCGCCCAGCUCGCGCGCCAGCACGACUUCGCGCUCGUGGUCGACGACACGGUCGGCACGCACGCGUCGGUGCGCACGCUGCGCGCCGCGGACGUGGUGUGUUCGAGCCUGACGAAGAUUUUUAGUGGGGCGUGUAAUGUGAUGGGGGGCGUGGUGGUGCUGAAUCCGGGGUCGGCGUUUUAUGGCCGGUUGAGGAGGGUGUUGGAAAGGGGGAGGGGGGAGGCGGAGGGGGCGUGGUUUGGGGAGGAUGUGGUGGUGAUGGAGGGGAAUGGGAGGGAUUUUGGGUUGAGGGUGGAGAGGGUUGGAAGGAAUGCCGAGGUGGUGGUGGCUGUGUUGAGGGGGAGUGCGGUCGUGAGGGAGGUGUAUUACCCGCUGGGGGGGCCGACGCAGGAGUUGUAUGAUCGGUUUCGAGUGGAGGGGGGGAGGUAUGGGUUUUUGGUGUCGAUAAGGUUUCGGGAGAAGGCGCAGGCCGUGGCGUUCUAUGAUGCGUUGGAUGUGGCGAAGGGGCCGAGUUUGGGGACGAAUUUCACGUUGUGCUGCGCGUACACGCUGUUGGCGCACUACAAUGAAUUGGAGUGGGCGGCGGAGUAUGGGGUGGUGGAGGAUUUGGUGAGGAUUAGCGUGGGCUUGGAGGACAGAGCGUGGUUGGAGGAGAGGGUCGAGGGAGUGGUGGUUGCUGAAGGUAAGAGUGUUAAGCUCUGA